AUGGCAGAAUCAUUUUCUGCUGCCUUUGACCUGCUCUGGUAUCUAGAGAAACUUAGUGAUGAGGAAUUUCAUAGUUUUAAGAGUCAUCUAGAACAAGAGAUCCAGCAGUUUGGACUGCCACAGAUUCCAUUGACUGACCUAGAGGUGAGCAAGGAAGUUCUGGUCAACACAUUGAGGAGCUCCUAUGAGGAACAGCACACUUGGAAUAUGACAUUCAGCAUACUUCAAAAGCUUGGUCAUAAAGAUCUCUGUGAGAAGAUCACCAUCAGACAAAACCGUAACAAAGAAAUGCACAAAUGUCUCAUGAGGACAAAAUUCCUAAGCCAGUGGGAAACAUGCCGUUUUUCAGAAAUUCAUUACUCAUUCUUUUCUGAAGUUACUUGUGACAUUUUCUACAUACUUGAAUCAUCAUAUGAUUCUUCAACAUCUUCCAAAGAGAAUCUUAAUGUGUUCCUCGUGGGAGACAGAGCCACUGGGAAAUCUAUGAUCACAAAAAUGGCAGUGACAAAAUGGACAGUGGGUGAGAUGUGGAAGGACACCAUCUCAUACAUUGUUCACAUCACAUCUCACAAAAUAAAUGAGAUGACUAAUGGCAGCUUGGUUGGGCUGAUCUCCAAGGACUGGCCCAAGGACCAGGCUCCAAUUGCUGACAUCCUGUCUGAUCCCCGAAAGGUCCUUUUUAUCUUGGAGGACCUGGAUAACAUGAACGUUGACCUGAACGUGGACGAAUCUGCUUUAUGCAGUGACAGCAGACGGAAGGUGCCGGUGUCUGUUCUCCUGGUCAGUUUGCUGAAGAGAAAAAUGGUUCCAGGUUGCUGGGUUCUGGUCUCCUCACGGCCCAGUUGUGAGCCUUCCAUAAAAGCCUUGAUGAAUGAGAGAGAUUGCUAUGUGACCCUGCAGCUCUCUAACGAAAAGAAGCAGCACUAUUUUCACUUAUUCUUUAACAACCAAGAGAGGGCCGUGUUAACCUUCAAGUUCGUACUUAUGAGUGAAAUUCUUGUGGAUCUGUGCGAGGUCCCACUCUUGUCUUGGAUCCUGUGCACUGUCCUGAAUCAGCAGAUAAACCAGGGGGAAGAUAUCGGAUUCUCCUGCGAGACACCCACGGAUAUAUAUACCCAUUAUCUCGCCAGCGUGUUGGCAUCUGACCCUGAAGUUACUGCCCGUCAGCAUCACCUCAUUCUCCUGAAUCGUCUGUGUUUACUGGCUUUAGAAGGGCUGUCUCACAACACCCUCCGUUUCAGCAGAAAUGACCUUGUAAGUGUUGGGUUCACCAGUGAUGAUGUCUCUGUGUUACAGGCCAUGAAUAUUCUCUUGCGGAGCAGCAACCACCAGGUCCGUUUCGAGUUCAUACACUUGAACAUCCAGGAGUUUUGUGCCGCCCUCGCGAGCCUGAUGGUGUUACCCCGUCGCUGGAUCCCCUCAGCCAGGAGGAGAAAGAAAGAGAAAAGAGAGUUAUAUGACAAUUUUAGCCCAGUAGUUACUUCCAUUUUUGGCCUUCUUAAUGAGAAAAGGAGAAAAAUUCUUGAGACAUCUUUGGGUUGUCAACUCCCCAUGGUGGAAUCUCUCAGGCAGAACUUGCUCAUGCAAAUGAAAUAUUUAGGGAACAAUCCGAACCUAAUGGAACACCACAUGCCUUUGUUUUAUUGUUUCUUGGAGAAUCUGGAGGAAGAAUUUGUGAAAGAGAUAAUGAGCUUUUUCUCAGAGGCAACUAUUUUUAUUCAAGACAACAAAGAUUUGAUGGUGUCGUUAUAUUGUCUGCAGCAUUGCCAGCCUUUGCAGAAGCUGAAGUUGAGUGUUCAGCAAGUCUUUCGGUGUGAGACGCCCAUCUCCAUGCUAACUUCUAGUCAAAUACGGGGCCUCACCUUCUGGAUGCAUAUCUGCUCUCUAUUUUACACCAAGGAGAACUUCCGGGAGUUGGAAAUUUGUACCAGUGACUUUAACAGAAUUUCAGAAUUGCUUCUGUGUAAAGCCCUGAGACAUCCUAACUGUCAGCUUCAAACACUCAGGUUGUCCUAUGUUUCUGUCAGCUCUAAUUUCAAUGACUUGUUCAUGUCAAUGGCUUGUAACCAGAACCUGACCUUCCUGAAUGUGAAUUGCAUUCCGAUUUCCCCGAAGAUGUUUUCCCUGCUGUGUGAGGCCCUGAGCAGUCCCACGUGCAACAUACAACACCUGAGCUUGAUGCGCUGUGACUUGCAAGCUAGUGCGUGCCCAGAAAUUGCCUCCAUCCUCAUCAGCAGCAAGAAGCUAAAAAAACUGACCUUAUCCAACAAUCCCCUGAAGAAUGAUGGGGUGAAAAUACUGUGUGAUGCUCUGUUCCACCCAGAAUGUGUCCUUGAGUCACUGGGGUUGUACUUCUGCUGCCUUACAGAACGCUGUGUCGCCUAUAUUGCGAGAGUCCUUAUGUUCAGUACAACUCUGAAACAUCUAGACCUAUCUGUAAAUUGCCUACAAAACCGUGCAGUGUUGGCUUUGACUUUUCCCUUGUCACUCCCAGAAUGUCAUUUACAGGAGCUGGAGCUGACGGGUUGUUUUUUCAACAAUGAAGUCUGCCAUUAUAUCGCCUCUUCUCUUAUUUCCAAUGUGCAUCUGCGGAGGCUGGAACUUGGGUACAAUAAUCUAGGGGAUGCAGGGGUGGAGUCGCUCUGCAAUGCUCUGCAGCAUCAAGACUGUAAGCUUGAGACUGUCGGGCUGGAGGGCUGCAUGUUAACCAGCGCCUGCUGCACGACUCUUGCCUCUGUUUUUAGCAGCAGCAAAACACUGAAAAAGCUCAACCUGAUAGAAAAUAAUCUGGGUGAUGAGGGAAUUAUGAAACUUAUUCAGGGCUUGGGCCACCCAUCAUGUGUACUUGAGUUGCUCGGAAUUGGAGUAAGUGAUUUGAGUGCAGAAACCCAGAGUUUGCUGAUGGCUGUUAGAGAAAAAAAUACCAAGCUGGAAUUUUCAUCUUCAUUUUCCACUAAACUGAGUGAAAAGACUUGUGAGUAUUAUGCGCUUUUGUCGAAGCCCUAA
Messenger RNA from Otolemur garnettii (small-eared galago), 3006 nucleotides. It is a transcript of the gene NLRP11, whose product is annotated as NLR family pyrin domain containing 11. NCBI's taxonomy places the organism in Eukaryota, Metazoa, Chordata, Mammalia, Primates, Galagidae. Gene Ontology annotation, biological process: regulation of inflammatory response. Gene Ontology annotation, cellular component: cytoplasm. Bases 1 to 3006 code for a protein of 1001 amino acids. Gene Ontology annotation, molecular function: protein binding. The record is from RefSeq and is a predicted model, not a curated record. The transcript is spliced from 10 exons.